AUGAGGCUGAAGAUUAUUGGAUUGAUUGGGAAGUCCCAUUUCCACGCUGCCUGUUUCUGUGCUAAGGUUUUUAUAAAUUACUGAGCCCAAUGAAAUUUUGUAAAGGAUCUCCAUGAAACUCUCCCAAAAGUUUUUGACGAACCUAAAAUAAAGGGCGUUUACGAAUUUGAAUGGAUUGAAUAUUUACGUGCCAAGAAAAAAGUAAAUUAUAACGCCUUUAAAAUUAUGCUUAAAGGAACUGAAAGGCGAAUACUGGGCUUUUGACGGAGUAGUUAUUUGUUUCUGCGACAAAAAGCCUAUUGGUAACUGUGAGGCACUCAGAGACUGGGCAUCGUCGAAUUAUGGACUGGAUGAGUAUCGUCCUUAUACAUUUUACGAAAUGCUGGCCCACGAUGCGUACCGCGAUGAACUUGUCAGGCGUGAUGUAAGUUAUCAUUAUAGUCUAAUAAGUCAGUCUAGAGAAUAUACGUUUCCAUGGUCAUAACAAUUGGCGGAAGAGCUUGCGGGACACUGCUUUUUGAAGUAGUGCAUGCACUUAGUCCUUAAUCCUGCUAGCUAUUUUCAGAUCUCUUACCAAAAACGUGCCAAAACUUUGCGUCACUAUGCAGAGGAGACUUGA
Spirometra erinaceieuropaei is the source of this 619-nucleotide messenger RNA. The record is from the annotation of a GenBank genome assembly. Lineage: Eukaryota; Metazoa; Platyhelminthes; Cestoda; Diphyllobothriidea; Diphyllobothriidae.